CAAUAAACGAGUGAUGUUCGUGUUCAUCUUCACUUCAAGUAACAUUGCAGACUCAUUCCUUUAGAUCCAUCUCCAACAUGCAUCUGUUUAUUCUCAUCAUCGGGCUUGUGCUUUUUCCACAAGCUUACACUCUGAACUGUUAUCUAUGUGCUGGUGGCUCAACUUGCACUCAAAUGCAAUGCCCAAGUGAAAAAAAUCAAUGUGGAGCAAUUAGAAUGAUCACAUAUAACGGAAAUUCAAAGACUUUGGAUAACACAAGCAAAUCCUGUUUUACCACUCAGGAGUGUAUUAAGGGCUCCAUAAACUUUGGAGUAUCCAGAAAUGUUUUUACCAGUGAUUGCUGCAAUUCAGACCUCUGCAACGACAAAAUGAUUCCAGAGCCACAGAAACCUAAACCCAAUGGAAAGAAGUGCUACCGCUGUGAUGGGAAUGCAGACUGCAGCGGAACUCUAAACUGUGACGGGGAUGAGGACCAGUGCAUCAAAGCAUCAGUGACAUUAGAGGGGAAAACCCACACCAUGAAGGGCUGUGCUACCAAGAGCAUGUGUGGGUCCAGCAGCAUGAGCAUCCCAGGCCUCAGCGGCUCAGUCAGCUGCUGUGAGGGAAACUACUGUAAUGGUGCCAAAGGUGUAAGUGCAAACAUCCUGGUGCUGGCCACAAUGCUAAUGUCAAUCUAUUUUCUUUCUAAUUAAUUAAGCCAAUUAAGCCAGUUAAGCCAAUCGCAUGUCAUUGUAGUGUGUGAUAUGUUCUGUCUUCUGGAGCGUUUUCUUCACUGCAACAAUAGCAGCUGCAUGUUUAAACAAGCAGUGAUCUAAUUGUGUUAUUAAAUACCCUUUAUGCUUUGUCAUGUCUUUGUAGUAAAUAAGUGAUACUGUUACUACUCAUAACCCUUAUAAUGUAAGCUAUUUCACAAGAGCUGAAUAAAGAUGCACAUGUGUGG
This is a messenger RNA of Boleophthalmus pectinirostris (great blue-spotted mudskipper), 940 nucleotides long. RefSeq names its product urokinase plasminogen activator surface receptor-like. The coding region runs from base 78 to 692 and encodes 204 amino acids. The transcript is spliced from 5 exons. Lineage: Eukaryota; Metazoa; Chordata; Actinopteri; Gobiiformes; Gobiidae. The record is from RefSeq and is a predicted model, not a curated record.